Messenger RNA from Prorocentrum cordatum, 514 nucleotides. NCBI's taxonomy places the organism in Eukaryota, Dinophyceae, Prorocentrales, Prorocentraceae. The record is from the annotation of a GenBank genome assembly.
GCGGGUGACGCUCAGCGGCUCGUGGCUCGACGACCAGGUCGUGCAGGUCCGCCCCUACACGCGCAACGUCGGCGGCUCCAACUGGGCUGGGAACCAGACGCUGACGAACUUCUCGCUGCGGCUGGGCGAUGGCCCCUGGAGGUCCUUCGCGCGCGUGGAGUCCCCCCGGCUGGCCGCGGUGGUCGGCCAGCUGACGGUCCGCUUCGUGUGGCGGGAGCGGCGCGGCCCGCGCGCGGAGGCCCAGAGCCUGGAGUUCCUCCUGGGCGAGGGGGGCCGCCCGGCGGUGCUGACCGUCUCGCAGGCCUCGCACCAGGCCCUCGACCUCGAGAUGGAGGGCGUAGGCCGCCUGGGCUACUCGAGGAUGGGGGGCGUGCUCGGCACGGAGGGGCACUCGGCCUCGAUCGAGGAGGCCGCCCGCCAGUGCAGGGCGGCGGCCCUGCCUGCCGCGGGAGGGCGAAGGCCGGCGCCGACGCCGCUGGAGCGCGCCUCCACUCUGAGAGCCUCGUGGGCGUGA